Pogoniulus pusillus (Red-fronted tinkerbird) is the source of this 3782-nucleotide messenger RNA. Its product is annotated as cytochrome P450 27C1. Gene Ontology annotation, biological process: C21-steroid hormone biosynthetic process; cellular response to peptide hormone stimulus; glucocorticoid biosynthetic process. Gene Ontology annotation, molecular function: oxidoreductase activity, acting on paired donors, with incorporation or reduction of molecular oxygen; monooxygenase activity; heme binding. The record is from RefSeq and is a predicted model, not a curated record. Lineage: Eukaryota; Metazoa; Chordata; Aves; Piciformes; Lybiidae. Bases 26 to 1696 code for a protein of 556 amino acids. The transcript is spliced from 9 exons. Gene Ontology annotation, cellular component: mitochondrial inner membrane.
GUGGACCUUUUUGAAAUUAAAAGCCAUGUCUUUCUUCAUGAGAGUUUUGACAAAGAAAUGCAAGCGAACACUUGAAUCUGAGAGAACUUACUUUUACCAUGCGAUUUUUGUCAACAGGUUUCACCAGCUGCCCAAACUUUCCAGCAGCCAGUCCCUGGAGGUGCAGAAUAACUCGCCAGCAGCGGCGAAGAACAAAGGCGAGGAGGUGGUGGCACAUCCCGGGCGCCCACGGGAGCUGCUGAAGCCCACCCCGCACCAGCUUGGCAGGGUGAAGAGCCUGCAAGAAAUGCCUGGACCCAACACCCUCUACAACCUCUACGAGUUCUUCUGGAAGGACGGCUUCGGCCGCAUUCAUGAAAUCCAGCAAAAACACACUCAGGAAUAUGGAAAGAUCUUCAAGUCUCACUUUGGUCCCCAGUUUGUUGUAUCCAUUGCAGAUCGAGAUAUGGUUGCUCAAGUCCUGCGCGCAGAAGGCAGAGCACCACAAAGAGCUAACAUGGAAUCCUGGCAGGAAUACAGAGACUUACGAGGGAGAGCCACAGGCCUUAUUUCUGCGGAGGGGGAACAAUGGCUGAAAAUGAGAAGUGUACUGAGGCAAAAAAUUCUGAAGCCUAAAGAUGUGGCUGUUUACUCUGAUGGAGUCAAUGAAGUUGUCACAGACUUAAUUAAAAGAAUUCACGCCCUCAGAAGUCAGGAGGAGGAUGGGGAAACAGUGACAAAUGUUAACAACCUUUUCUUCAAGUAUUCCAUGGAAGGUGUUGCAACUAUUCUAUAUGAAUGCCGUCUGGGCUGCCUGGAAAACAACGUCCCACAGCAGACUGUUGAAUAUAUUGAGGCUCUGGAGUUGAUGUUUAGUAUGUUUAAGACCACUAUGUAUGCAGGUGCUAUCCCCAGAUGGCUUCGUCCACUUAUUCCAAAGCCCUGGAGAGAGUUCUGCAGAUCCUGGGAUGGACUCUUCAAAUUUAGUCAAAUCCAUGUUGACAACAAAUUGAAGACUAUUCAGUUGCAGCUGGAUCAAGGAGAAGAAGUGAAUGGUGGGCUACUUACACACCUCCUAGUGAGUAAGGAGCUUACUUUGGAAGAAAUCUAUGCCAAUAUGACUGAAAUGCUUCUGGCAGGAGUGGACACAACUUCUUUUACUUUGUCCUGGGCAACAUACUUGUUGGCAAAGCACCCCGAGGUUCAACAACGUGUUUAUGAGGAAAUAGUCAGUAAGCUAGGGAAAGAACAAGUUCCUGUCGCUUGUGAUGUUCCAAAGUUGCCUUUGAUUAGAGCUGUGCUGAAGGAAACCUUGAGGUUAUAUCCAGUAUUGCCAGGGAAUGGAAGAGUGACCCAAAAGGACUUGGUUGUUGGAGGUUACUUGAUACCUAAAGGGACGCAGCUGGCACUCUGUCAUUAUACUACUUCCUACAGCGAAGAGAAUUUCUCCAUGGCAAAUGAAUUCCGACCUGAGCGCUGGCUGAGGAAAGAUAAUUUGGACAGAGUAGACAAUUUUGGUUCCAUCCCCUUCGGUUAUGGCAUUCGAAGUUGUAUAGGAAAAAGAGUUGCAGAGUUGGAAAUUCAUCUUGCACUGAUUCAGUUGCUUCAGAAUUUUGAGAUCAAAAUCUCUCCCCAAACCAAACAAGUUCGUGCCAAAACCCAUGGACUUUUGAGUCCUGGAGGAUCCAUUAAUGUGAGAUUUUCUGACAGAAAGUGAGACUCAGAAGUUUUGGAAAUACUUGCAUGAUUUUCGUGGGAAUAGAGCUGCAUCUUUCAGUCGUGCUUGCUCCCUGCUUUGUAGGUAUUUGGCAAAAUGAUCAAGUAUUAUGUUCUGCCUUUGUUCUAGCAGUACGUAAGAAAUUACCUCUCGCAUAAGAAACAGUUACACAAACAAAAACACAUAUUGAAAAAGAAUUUCUUCUUGCACUCGGAAUCUCCUUUUUCCUAUAAAGAUUUCUAGCAAUAACAACAAGUUCAGUUCAGCUGUGUGAGUUUCCACUGCUUUGUCAUAGAAGUCAGCUACUUAGUGAGUCUAUUUAAGAGCAAGAGGAUUACUAUAUAUGUGAAAAGUAGAUGAGCUUGUGUUUUCCUGUUUCUUAUCCUCUAGUGUUCUGUAUAAGUUUCCACUUAACACUGAAAUUAUAAGAUAAUUUUCCUUCCCUGUAAAAAAAACUCUGUGUAUUAAAUUAAUACAGUAAUAACAAAAGACAAAAAAAUACAACUAUGACACUUUGUUUAGACUCAAAAUACAGAGCCAUUAAAAAUAUAUUCCUCAUAAUCCACGUAAAAACAUAAUCCUCAUAAAAUGUUUCUACAUAUUAAAAAACAAACUAAAGGUAUUAAAAAUAAAAGUUGAAAUGUCACAUUACAGCUACACUUCUCAUCAGCAAAGCAGAAGCUGAGUGGAGUAGCACAAGCCACUUUCACUGUUCUAGGUAAUGUUAUGCCAAACCCAGAUGUAAAUAACAAAAAUUAAGUAGCUGUUACAUUGCUAUAAUGUAAUCAAAUCCUGCUAUUAACUGUCUUCACAGUCCUUCAGCUGGAAAGUUCCCACUGUAACAUGCUGAACCCAUAGGUAGGUGUACAGUUGCCUUCUGCAAGACAGAAAUGUGACUACUGAAGUAUUUGGAGAUACUUACUGUCUAGUGUCUAAUGCAAAGAGUGGGCACUUGAAAUGGUUUUAGUUUUAAUUAUUGUUGUAUGUUUCCUGUGGCAACUAACAGAAAAGUCUCUCUUGUAUGAUACUUUAGAUAAUUUUACUAUCACUGCACUAACUUUAUGUUCUCAGUUUUGAGAGAAACCUUGGGUCCAUGUUAUGCCCUGAACAACACUCAAACCUGCAUAUUCUAAUAUGGAACGAACUAUGUAAUUAUGUAUCGUUAACUGUUUACAUGUCAGGCUCUGGCUGGAUUUUUGUGAGGUAGUUUACAUACUACUAAUAAUAAACUUUUCAGCCAUGUGCAGAGUUAGAAAAAAGUUGUGCAACUCAGUUUGUAAAGUGAUGACAUUUUUCUUUGCUCAUCUAGGUAUGAGCAGUCAAAGACUCAUUACCAGUGAAGUAAUACACCAGAGUUUUACUGGUGUGCAGGAAACUCCAUCAAGCUGCUACAGUGAUAUAGUAUUUUGGUUACUUUCUGUAGUGGCUUUUCAAGGUUUUGAUGAAAUAAACCCAAAGAAUCUCCUUUUAUGGAACUUGUAUAUAAAAUAAUAACACUAAAAAUAUUGAUCUGAUCUGUGAGCAGGUGGCAUGCUUACAUGAUGACUUCAAAAUGUUAAUCCUGUAUUGAGCAUAUAUAUAUGUAUUACAAGGAGAACAGGCAGUCUCUGGAGAUUUUUUACUUGUUUGCCUUCUGAUGCUGUUUUCCAGAACUUCACAUUAUUUCCUUUUUUUUUUUUCUCUCCCAUUGUUAUUUCCAAUUGUCCACAUCAUAAAUAGAAUGAAAAGAGCUGUGUUUGUCAAAGCCAGCUAACUUCCCAUGGGAGGUGUUAUGUAAAUGUCUGCUUAAAAGUCUGAGGAUUGAGCAUUUGACUCCAUAACCCUGCCUGUUUUUGCAGACCUGGAGAUGAAAGAGCCCAAGCCUUGAAUCCAAAUUUGGAUUCUGUGUGGUGCCCUCCCUUUGCAUUGUCAGAGCACCCUGAGGAACACCAGCCAUCACUAUCUUGUAGUACAUUUGCUGCUUGGUAUCAGUCCCUAAGUGACUGUAGAAGAGAGGAGGGGCAUUCUUAAAUGAUCUUUAAAGCAUUUGAAUAUUUUAAUGAAAACAGAAAGCCUGUGAUUUGUUUUAAUAGAGCAUCUAUCAAUG